Messenger RNA from Pocillopora verrucosa, 2182 nucleotides. Its product is annotated as follistatin-A. The record is from RefSeq and is a predicted model, not a curated record. Lineage: Eukaryota; Metazoa; Cnidaria; Anthozoa; Scleractinia; Pocilloporidae. Gene Ontology annotation, biological process: anatomical structure development. Gene Ontology annotation, molecular function: collagen binding; protein binding; calcium ion binding.
CUAACCACGAGGAAGCAAGUUUUCCCCCCUAAGAGUGAUAAAACCAAGUCAUUUUCCGAGACUGAAGAGAAGUUUUAGAACCUCUCACAAGUGGGAAGAUGGCCGUCAGCCAAAAUGUGCGCUUAGUCCACUACAAAUAACAGGACAGAAUCGAAUCUGACACACCAACUCAACGACAAUGGGUCCAAGAACCACGGAAUUUAUCACUUUCAUUGCGCUGUUGAUGUUCUGUACUUUGAUAGUGUUGCCCUCAACCAGAGGUGCAAUGUUUUGUUUUUCGAAACGCAUCGAGGUAGAGAACCGCUGCACAGUUCAUCUUGCUCAUAACCUCAGUAGCCCUGUGAAUUGCUGCGAGGCUUAUCCAAAUGCGUAUUACAUUAUCACCAACAUUUCACACCUGACACCAGGUUCAAAGGAUCACAAACUGUACAUGGAACGUUUGAGAUUUAUUGGCGCCGACAACUGUUUUGCAUCUUGUAGAAAAACUGUUGAUACAGGAAAGAAGUGUAGAGUGAAGCCAAACGGAAAGGUGAAAUGUUCGUGUUCCAACCAACCGCGUCCAGUAUGUUCGACAGAUCUGUGUACGUACAAAACUGAGUGCGCAUUCAAGGAAGCCCGUCAGAAUGGAAGACUUGAACUUGAGGUGGCAUAUCGUGGGAUGUGCCAAACUGGCUGUAGGAACGUUUCCUGUCGAAAGAAUCGUACUUGUGUUUUGGACAAAUACGAGCGCGCGCUCUGUAUUAAGUGCAAUUAUCCGUGUGGUUCAUACCACGGCGGAGAAGUUUGUGGGGCUGAUAAUAUUACGUACCAAAGCAAUUGUCAUCUCAAACAGAAGACCUGCGAAAAAGGGACGACGAUAGGUGUGGCGUACAAGGGAAGAUGUCAUGCGAGUGCUACAUGUGACAGUAUAAACUGUGGAAACAAGCUGUGCGUACUCGAUCAUCAAGGGCGACCUCGAUGUGUCACUUGUAAAUGUCAGGAGUCCAAGCCGAUUGAAUGUGCAGGGUCAGGAACUUCCAUGCCGACUAUAAUAUGUGGCUCAAAUGGGGUAACUUAUCAAAAUUUCUGCAAACUGCGAGAAGACAUGUGUAGUCAAAAGAUAUUCAUCGAUAUAAAACAUCUUGGAAAUUGCAAAGGGAAGCUGCCGCCAAAAGACGAGGUACCAAAACUGAUAGCCACUGCGAGUCCAAUAGCGAAACCCUCCAAGUCACAGGACGUAAGCAACUACUACAUCAGUCUGAGAAAUUUGGUAGACAUCUUGAGGAAUAAUUAUCCGUUGAAUAUAACAACGCCUAAGUACAAAAAACUCCGAAACCACGAAAAGAAGAUAUCUGUAAUUAAGCUCUUGGAGCAAAUAAAGACGAAGUGGAGAAGGGUAAAGAGCUCUUCCCCUCAAUAAAGCCCUGGUUUCGUGCGAGGGCGACAUUGGUAAAUGGGAUUAACGACCAAAAAAAAUCACGAAUUCACGCGGUUUUGUGAGGAAAACUGACUGAUAAAAAAAAAUUGUUAUGAUGCAAUUGCUGCCUGUAUGGGGUAAAUUAUCCAAGAGGUCGACGAAUGAUUGCAAGAGAUACGGUGAAGUUUCCGAUCUCAUUGGAUCAGCUGAAUACAAUUUUCCUAUAUCAAAAAAACAAGUUUCCUUGAAAAUUUAUAAAGUACUGCUUUCCGCAUUUUGCUACAGUUACAGCGCAUAACUUUUACAUCAGGUGAUUUACUAAUGAAAAUAUUUAGGAUAUUGAGAAUGAAAACUGCAAACUAAGAGCUCUCAAAUAUUCCUCGCUAAACUUUUUGUUGAAAGCCUCUCACACAGUUCUACAGUGACUGUUGUCAAGUAAAACAUAUCGUUGUUCAAAUGAACUUCUUAUAUUAAGACGCAUACGCGUUUCAAGAGACAAUGCCAAACGCUCCUUCCUAGAUUCCUAGACAGAAUCCAGCGUAACUUCUCGGUUAUCACUGGUUGUAUCAUAGCCUCAAGGAAGCUUCUAAGGUUCACAAAACUUCGACCGUAUGUAAUUCAAUGUAUUUAGCCUUUUUAUGGAUGUAAGUUAUUUUUUAUUGUUAUCGACAUAGACUUAGGAGAGUCUUGCAUUGCAAGAGGACAAAAACAUAUUUACUCUUUUUUUUAUAUUUUGCCAGAAUUUACUAUAUGCCUACGAAAAUAAAUGUAAUAUAAUAUCUUCAA